Molecule: messenger RNA, 2612 nt
Organism: Cannabis sativa
Lineage: Eukaryota; Viridiplantae; Streptophyta; Magnoliopsida; Rosales; Cannabaceae
Product: protein NRT1/ PTR FAMILY 7.3
Exons: 5
Coding region: 387-2231 (614 amino acids)
Biological process (GO): transmembrane transport
Cellular component (GO): membrane
Molecular function (GO): transmembrane transporter activity
Source: RefSeq, a predicted model, not a curated record
AUUUUUUUUUACUUCUGCCAAUUGUUCAUUAAUUAAUUAUUUAUUAAAUAUUAUUGUGUUAACUUGUAAUGAUGUAAUUGCUUCUAGUGCCUCAUUAUUCUCGUGAAACUUUUCUUAUUAGUUAGAUCUAUUGGGUGCUCAUCAUUUUUUCUUCAUCUUAGCUUUUUAAUUUAUAUAUAUAAAUAUAAACUUUUCCACGUACGCAAUCCUAGCCGUCCAAUUAAUCCCUCAAUUCUCUAUAUAUACUACAACCCUUUUCUCUAUUUUCUUCAACACUAUUAGUGAAAAGCUUCUCUCUCUUCUCUCUCUCUCUCUCUGAAAUCUGAUCAUAUAUAUCAUAUAUUUCUUUCUUUCAUUAAUCUCGUUCUUGAUUUCAACGUAGGAGAAUGGCUUGCCUUAACAUUUUCAAAGAUCAGAGAUAUGAUGAUAUUGAAGAAGUGAAGAAACAGAAGAAGGAAGAGCAAACACUUGAUGGAAGUGUUGAUAGGCAUGGCCGCCCUGCAAUCAGAGGCCGAAGUGGUUCUUGGAUCGCUGGUGUUCUCAUUCUUGUAAAUCAAGGAUUGGCAACGUUGGCAUUCUUUGGGGUAGGAGUGAACUUGGUGCUAUUCUUGACAAGGGUAUUGGGUCAAGACAACGCAGAGGCUGCAAAUAACGUCAGCAAGUGGACGGGAACGGUCUAUCUUUUCUCUCUAGUUGGUGCUUUUCUCAGUGACUCUUAUUGGGGAAGGUUCAAAACUUGUGCUAUCUUCCAAGCCAUCUUUGUCCUUGGUUUGGCCUCACUAUCACUAUCAUCGUACUUGUUCUUACUCAAGCCUAAAGGGUGCGGUAAUAAUGAAGAAACUUUAUGUGGACCCCAUUCAACAGUUGGAAUGGCUUUGUUCUACGUUUCCAUAUAUAUGAUAGCCUUAGGAAACGGAGGGUACCAACCCAACAUAGCCACCUUUGGAGCUGACCAAUUUGAUGAGGAAGACCCUAAAGAAGGCCACUCAAAGAUUGCUUUCUUCAGUUACUUUUACUUGGCUUUGAACCUUGGUUCCCUCUUUUCAAACACAAUCUUGGGUUAUUUUGAGGAUAAGGGACUAUGGGCAUUGGGAUUUUGGGCCUCUACUGGGUCUGCUACUUUAGCCUUGGUCUUGUUUCUUUGUGGUACCCCAAGAUAUAGGCAUUACACUCCCAAGGGCAACCCUCUUUCUAGGGUUUGCCAAGUUUUGAUUGCUGCGGCUAGAAAAUGGAAGGUUAAGAUGUUGCCAAGUGGAGAGAAUCUAUUUGAGGAAGUUACAAAUAAGGACUCCUCUCAAAAUGGUGCUCGAAACAUUUUACACACCGAUGGUUUCAAAUUUUUGGAUAGGGCAGCAAUCAUUACAGAGAAAGACCUCAACCGAAUUGAGAGCAAUGCUCCUCAAACCAAUCCAUGGCAUCUUUGCACUGUGACACAAGUAGAGGAAGUUAAAUGCAUACUGAGACUACUCCCCAUUUGGCUAUGCACAAUUCUCUAUUCCGUUGUCUUCACACAAAUGGCCUCACUCUUUGUUGAGCAAGGCGCGGCUAUGAAAACAACACUCUCCAACUUCCACAUCCCUCCGGCGAGCAUGUCAAGCUUUGACAUCCUCAGUGUCGCCGCCUUCAUUUUCCUGUACCGACGAGUCAUUGAUCCUCUUGCCUCUCGGUUCAUGAAAAACCCUAAAGGACUCACCGAACUCCAAAGAAUGGGAAUAGGACUUGUGAUAGCCAUAAUGGCAAUGGUUUCAGCUGGAAUUGUGGAGUGUUUUAGGUUGAAGUAUGCAGUAGGUGGUACUAGAGGAUCAUCAAGCCCUAGUUCACUAAGCAUAUUUUGGCAAGUUCCUCAAUAUAUUCUUGUAGGAGCUUCAGAAGUUUUUAUGUAUGUAGGGCAACUAGAGUUCUUUAAUAGUCAAGCUCCUGAUAGGUUGAAGAGCUUUGGAAGUGCACUUUGCAUGACAUCUAUUUCACUUGGAAACUAUGUGAGUAGCUUAUUGGUCACUAUUGUCAUGAAAAUCUCUACUAGAGAUAAAAUGCCUGGCUGGAUACCUGGAAAUCUCAACAAGGGUCAUUUGGAUAGGUUUUACUUUCUCUUGGCGGCUUUGACCGCUGCUGAUCUUGUGGUCUACAUUUUGUGUGCAAAAUGGUAUAAGUAUACGAAAUUUGAAGGAAGAAAUGGAGAAGAGAAUCCAAAUAGUACUACUAUGCUUGCCACUGAACUUAGAGUGGUCUGAUCUUGAUCGAAUAAUGGGGGUAAAUCUAUCCAUGAUAUUUGUAAGAUAAAUAAGUGAAGGAUGGAUGUUGUUGUUGGGAACUUGGAGGGACGUGAUGGAGUGUGUGUAAAGAGUACAUGUUAGCUAUGAAGCUCUAGAGACUUAAUGGGAUUUUAGUUCCAUCUCUCAAAGUGGAGCAUAUACAUUGCUACGGAGCAUACAUUGCUACCUCGUGUGCUAGAUUUAUAUGGAGAUGAGCCACAUUCAAUUUUACUAUGCAUUAUGAUUUAUGUUGAUGUAUGUAACUAUAGCUUCCAUUUUUGUUUCUUAUUUAUUUGAUCAAAGAUGUAAACCUCUCUCUUAAUUCUAUAAGUAAUUAAUAAAGACAAUUAUUAGUCAUCA